UGCGCUCGCGCCGGCUCGGUCUCGAUACCACCGGUAGUCGUUGAACGUCGCCGUUCACCUGAGUCCGAUGAAUCCAGCCCUCGCGGUGGAUGUUCCUUCUUAUGGGCGCGCGACGACGCCCUGGUCGUCGCGUCAUUCGAUGCGGGUGCAUCACCCGGUAAGCUGGAUGUGCCUGCCACACUAUACGGUCCAGGUAAUUGUACCCGCGAGGACGAGGAGUCGUCCUCGCCAAGUUUCCCUUGCCCUGGAACCACCGACGUGACCUCGUCAGUCCCCGUUCCUUCAUUUGACUGCGCUGGGUCCGGGGAAGACGGCAGCACGUCCAUCUUGGACGUGCUCCGCGGUGGAUCCUGACUUCGCUCGCUAGAGAUGUCAAGUACCGCGAGGUACUUGGCCUGGCUCACAUCGCCGUCGACCGUAGCUGGCUCACAUCGGUCUUGUUGGCCGUGGACGCGUCGUGCAGGCGGCAUGUAUAGUCCCGAUGGUCGCCAUCCGGUCUCGGGUGCGACCUGUCGUACGUCUGCAGCUGUAGGCGUCUUGGUUGAUUGCACGCGAUCCCCGGCAUGGAGGCCGCCGUGCGUGGCCACUGACACGACUACGAUGUCGCUCUGUGGUGUGGAUGGACCACUGUCGAUUGCGACGACCUUUGAGGUGGUCGCGAUCGGCACGGGCAGUGGUACGGAAACGGGUGUCGAUGGACGUGAAGCGAGUACCGCCUGGUACUCGCGCUUCGGGUCGCCGGUGCGCUCAGUAGUGUGUUCCUCGAGCAUUGGGCUCGACCUCUGUGCGUCGUGCGUGCGCUGUACAUGCGUGCUGGACGCGACCUGCGCCUUUCGAGCCUGAAUGCUCGACUCCUUCGCGUACACCGCACCCUUCCCCUUCUCCUCCUUCUGCCUGACCAUCCCCGUCGGACUCUCCUGCUUUCACACCCUCGUCCACGUCUUCUCCGUCCCUGCCUUGCCCGUCCUUCCACCCUUCGCGCGACCUCCCGAGUGCGU
Messenger RNA from Fomitopsis serialis, 998 nucleotides. RefSeq lists its product as uncharacterized. The coding region runs from base 370 to 843 and encodes 157 amino acids. NCBI's taxonomy places the organism in Eukaryota, Fungi, Basidiomycota, Agaricomycetes, Polyporales, Fomitopsidaceae. The record is from RefSeq and is a predicted model, not a curated record. The transcript is spliced from 2 exons.